AUGAGCUCGUCAAACUUCGCCGCUGCACAGGAGCGGGUGCUCGAGCGCCGCCGCCUCCGUGAGGCAGAAGCGCGUGCCCGCCGUGCGGAACAGCAACGGGCUUCUCCGAUCAACUCGGCCAACGUUCAACGCCUUCCGUAUCCCCUGAACCGCGUCCCGGGCGCCGGUUGGUCUCUAUGGAAUAACGUGAAAGAUCGAGAUGGAACGCGACCAGCAUUUCGAGUUGGCCAGGUGGAUGCCGAGCUACUAGAUGAAGAAUUGCUCGGUUUGUUGAAGGGUCAGGUUGGCGAGGCUCUCAAAUACUUCGGACCUCAAAUGAGGGAAGAGUGGUCACAUGAAAUCCUACUUGCGCUGCGAGCUAUCCUCUUCAAACUCUCGAUGUGGGAUCACAAUGCCUCCUAUGGCGCCGCCCUACAGGGCCUACAAUAUAGCGAUAGCCGCAGCACGGGACCUGUUCUCUCUCCUCCAACAACAUGGCAGAAAUCGGCGUACGGCCUGCUGACUGUUGGUGGACGCUAUGCCUGGAACAAGUGGGAGAGCUGGUUGAUUGGACAAGAAGGUGGUUAUGAAGAGCCAUCUCAGGAAGUCCGAAUGCUGUCACGUCUGACAGAUUUCAUCUCCACGUCACACUCCAUCGCCGCCUUCGUUUCAUUCCUCGUGUUCCUCGUGAACGGCCGUUACCGCACCCUCGUCGACCGCCUUCUCCGCAUCCGCCUUGCACCUCCAUCUUCCCAGGCCAGUCGUGAGGUUUCAUUCGAGUAUUUGAACCGGCAAUUGGUCUGGCACGCCUUUACUGAGUUCUUACUCUUCUUAUUGCCAUUAGUGGGCAUCAGUCGAUGGAAGAGGUGGCUAGCUCGCGCAUGGAAAAAGACACUCAAUGCCUUCAAGUCGAGUGGCGAUGAAGACGAAGUUACAGAAAAGCGAGGAGAGCUCGGCCACCUUCCGGAGCGGACUUGCGCUAUCUGCUACCGAGAUCAGAACCCAGCCGCAACCACAGAAACUGAAGUUCUAGCAGCAUCAGCAUCAUCUGGUGGCAUCUCUGGAUCUUCCCAGACCGACAUCACCAACCCAUACGAGACCGUUCCUUGCGGGUGCAUAUACUGUUUCGUUUGUAUUGUACAAAAACUAGAGGGAGAAGAGGGCCAGGGCUGGACAUGUCUCCGGUGCGGUGAGGUUGUUAAGAAAUGCCAGCCUUGGAAUGGCGAUGUUCUGGAAGAAGCUCGGUCCCAGCCAGGCACCGGCAAGAUUGUCGGGUUCGCUAUGGACGGACCGGGCGAUGACUCCCAAGUGGCAGCACAGAACGGCACCGCUAUUGGAAAAUCCAGUCCACUAGAAGAGAUCACUGCGGAUGAAGCUCUUCAACACUCGAGCGAAUGGUCCACGGAGGAAACAGAACCUGCCGAAGACCAUCAUGCCGAGGAGGAGCCAUCCGAAGCACACCCCUGA
Messenger RNA from Penicillium waksmanii, 1446 nucleotides. Its product is annotated as pex2/pex10/pex12 family protein. Gene Ontology annotation, molecular function: zinc ion binding. Gene Ontology annotation, cellular component: peroxisomal membrane. Lineage: Eukaryota; Fungi; Ascomycota; Eurotiomycetes; Eurotiales; Aspergillaceae. The transcript has 3 exons. Gene Ontology annotation, biological process: protein import into peroxisome matrix. Bases 1 to 1446 code for a protein of 481 amino acids. The record is from RefSeq and is a predicted model, not a curated record.